UUUGGGGUUUCCCGGUCUGUUACAGUCCUGUAACAACAGCAAUUGCAGUUUAUUCACCCGAUCGAUCCGAGGAAAAUGUCGGGGGUGGCUGGCAGCGUGCUUAAGGCCCUUAAGCCUCACGUUCCAUUGAUUAAGUUUAGAAAAGGGGGCCGUCCUCUUGCUGGAGGAGUCUUAUCGACGCCAGGAAUGUCAGCCCCUGUAGGCUCGUCGCCCCGUGGCACCGGUAUCGAAGAAGAUGUCAUGCCAAAGAAAUACGCUCGGCUCCAGAUUAACGAGCAUGAAGCCGAACUCAUUAUGAGCGGCGGUGCUUAUUAAAAUGGAUCUGACGUGUAGACAAAAUAUUAACUCUUUGCGAAUCUUUUUAAAGCUACAUUACGUAAAUAAAUAGAUUAACUAAA
This is a messenger RNA of Varroa destructor (honeybee mite), 398 nucleotides long. RefSeq lists its product as uncharacterized. The record is from RefSeq and is a predicted model, not a curated record. Gene Ontology annotation, biological process: 2-oxoglutarate metabolic process. Lineage: Eukaryota; Metazoa; Arthropoda; Arachnida; Mesostigmata; Varroidae.